CGUGCAUCGGUAAGACCAGUUUAACUAAUGCAUACUAAUUAUCUUUUGUCACUUCCUGCUGCCCGUGAACGAAGCAUCAAGUGUUGAUACUGUAAUGAAAAACAUGAUGACAGAAUUGUGAGUCAAAACACAUGUGCCACCAUGUCUGUUACACAUCCCUUGCUCAAGAUUCUCAAAGUUGCUCUUCUGGAGUUGUACAAUGAGGGAGGCAAGAUUUAUGACACAAACUUAAAUCUAGUUCCCUUUUGUCGUGCUCUGGAGGACAUAUUUCGCCUGGGUCUUCAAAGGAAUCAUGGGCACUGGUUCACAAAAGCGGACUAUUGGACAGUCUUUAUCAAAUUUGGAGACAAGGCUGGUCCAGGACUUUUUCAUCUGAUCAAGUUUGUGAAAGAUAAUCAGAAGGCAAUGACAGAUCAAGGCAGAGGAAGGUUAUUUAUUCGAGCCUGUCUUGUGAAGAAAGACCUGGCGUCCUUGGUGCAGAAGUUAAGGGAUGAUACAGCCUUUAUUGAGAUGUGGUAUGAUUCGACGUCCAUACUCCGCGAUGAUAUUUUGUCAGAAAUAUUCCUCUCUCUCCUGGCUGAGGUUCAGAACAUUCCGUUCAGUUUAUAUUUGAAAAACGCCAGCUUCCUGGACACUACCUGGGACAUGGCUGAGUACAGAGACUAUGAAUUCGUCCCAUGCAAUGUACUAGGAGUCCACUUACACUAUGUGGACACGCAUCUUGUGGUCACUGAUGUGGACGCUGAAAGUGUUGCUGCUGAAGAUGGUAAGAUAAGCGUUGGUGAUGUCAUGGAUGAGCUGUAUACAGAGAGCCUUCGAGGGGCAAAGAGAGGAAAGGUGAGGGAUCUGUUCCAGUUGUACAAGGGGAUGCCAGUCUAUGUCAGUUUUGUCAAGGCUCGCCUGCCAAAUGGUGAAAUCUACCGGCCCAUCGCUCAGCUGCUGAGAGAGGUGGAUAUUGACCUCUCUCACAUGCCCAUCAAAGGAGAGCCUCCAGCUGACAACUCUGUCUAUCGCAAGCCAGCUCAUGCUGUUCUGCCGGAGGAAGAAAAAGAUGAGAUUCCCGUUCAUGGGCCGGAUGGAAAGGCAGAGUUCACUGUAGUCUACAGAGGGUUUUAUCCCUUAGCAGAGGACGGCCGUGUUGAUAGAAUUCAUGAUUCCAUUGAGAAUGUCAUCACAGAUUCGGGUCGGAGAAAAGAAGUCGUUAAGAUUGAAACAACUGAGACAGGUGUGGAGGUGCGCAGAUUGUCUGACAAUGAGUUACUUCUCAACCAUUCCUACACGGAAGUGUCAGCUUGUGGGAGACGUACAGAUAUGCUUCUGUAUUUUGGAUACAUUGCUGGGGAGACAACCUGCAAUAUGGCCAAGGAUUUCAAAUGCUAUGUCUUUGAAAGUGAAGAAGCCUCAGAGGCUAAGAUCAUCCUGUGUAGUAUUGGUGAGUAUUGAUGGGUAAUGUUGUUGGCUGUAACAGAAAGAGAUUUUUAGAAAGAAAAAACACAUUAUUUGAUCCUUGUGGGGAAAUGUGAUUUGUAGAGGCAAGUGCAAUAGGUAACAUACAAUAAAUAGGUAGCGUAAACACUCCGCGUAAACACUCCGCGUAAACACU
Messenger RNA from Aplysia californica (California sea hare), 1603 nucleotides. RefSeq lists its product as uncharacterized. Bases 142 to 1443 code for a protein of 433 amino acids. The record is from RefSeq and is a predicted model, not a curated record. Lineage: Eukaryota; Metazoa; Mollusca; Gastropoda; Aplysiida; Aplysiidae. Gene Ontology annotation, molecular function: protein binding. The transcript is spliced from 19 exons.